GCAGCAUGAAGCAAUCUGGAACAUCCCCUACGUCGAAGCUAUCGUGACCGGAAUGAAGGAUCCAGCCUCCUCUGGCAUCAUUACAUCUAUCGCAGAAUCUGUGUCUGCGAUGCUGUAUUGAAAAAGGGGCCUCAUCCCACCUGUUAAUCUAUGUUCAGCUUCUUCAACAUAUUUCAUAUUUCAACUCCAUCGUUAUCUUCAGUCCCAUCAUCAUCUGCCAAACCUGCUGAGCAGAGUGACACUUUUUCUUUUCACCAUGAGUCAGUGCAAAGAGAUCAAAAUUAUCAUGUCCUCUAAGCCAUUCACCACAAACACCACCGCCACCACCAAGAACAUCAGAAAGACCUCGUGUCAUGACUGUUUAUUCGGCCCUCUCAAGUCAUGGGCAAAGACGAGAUUUGGAAAGAAGCCUACAUAUGUUGAGCUGGAUGACGGCUUUGAGCCUUUACUCGAUGAGAAGAGAGCACCUAUGCCUACCUAUGCGGUAUCCAAGAUCAUGCGCAUCGCUAUACCACGAACGAUUAAACGACACAACCGUCUGCCUUGAGGAAAACAUACCAACAAAACACUCGAUCAUGAUUCAGCAAAUUCUUUUAUUCGGUCUUCUAAAGGCUUAUUAUAUGAUACGAAAAACACGAAACUAAAUAUGAGAAACGAGAGACAUUUUUAUGAAUUACAGACGUAUGGGAGUACUGCAGGUCGGUUUAUUAAUAUGAGUUAUUGGAAUUUUAUUCUGCAAAUGAAUUAUGGUUAUGGAAUACAUAAAAAGGAGUUUGACGAAUUUGCAUGGGAAUUGGUCUAUAUUUAGGGUCUUUUGAAUAUAUG
Molecule: messenger RNA, 825 nt
Organism: Fusarium redolens
Lineage: Eukaryota; Fungi; Ascomycota; Sordariomycetes; Hypocreales; Nectriaceae
Exons: 1
Coding region: 257-547 (96 amino acids)
Source: RefSeq, a predicted model, not a curated record